Anopheles stephensi (Asian malaria mosquito) is the source of this 1991-nucleotide messenger RNA. RefSeq names its product short-chain dehydrogenase TIC 32, chloroplastic-like. The coding region runs from base 1041 to 1937 and encodes 298 amino acids. The record is from RefSeq and is a predicted model, not a curated record. The transcript has 2 exons. Gene Ontology annotation, molecular function: protein binding. Lineage: Eukaryota; Metazoa; Arthropoda; Insecta; Diptera; Culicidae.
UCCCGGCGGGUUUUUUUUCCCUCCGAGGCUCCAUAUCAGUCCCACUAUCAAUUUGCAAACAAACUCCACCAACCACCGCACAGAGCAAAGGUUGCUGAUUUUGGGUGUUUUUUUUUUCUAGGCUAAAGGUGGUACUACAUUGGCCGAUUGUACACCAGCGCACGAAAGUUCCGGAACGGUGAAUUGAUCGUACUGACCGGUGCAAACUCGGGUAUCGGUUUGGAAACGUUGUUGGAAUUAGCCGGUCGUGGGUGCCACCUUGUGAUUGGAACGCGCAGUGCAACGACAGGCCAAACAAUCCGCGACCGAGUGCUGCAGCAGUAUCCCGGCGCAACGGUGGACGCGUUCGUACUGCAACUGGAAUCGCUUGCCAGCGUCGUCGAGUUCAGUGAGAACGUGCGCAAUCUAAACAAACCGCUGUACGCGCUGAUAAACAACGCCGGAGUGUUCUAUGCACCACCGAGCCUAACGGAAGACGGGCUAGAGUAUCUGUACCAGGUGAACUAUUUGGCACACUUUUUGCUGACACUGCGCCUGCUGCCCGCACUCAAACAACAGCAACCGGACGCGGGCGAUAGCCGCAUAGUGAACGUUGUCUCGCAAGCGCAUCGCUCGGUUACCGAAAUACCAUCGGACGGCAGCUUCUGUGGCCCCCUGUUCCCCGAUACCGCUGCCAACCGAUUCCGAGCGUAUCAGUGCAGCAAGCUUUGCUUGGUACAGUUUUCCUACCGCCUGUCGCAGCUGCUGGCCACAAACCCGGCCGGCAACCCAUCCGUGCACUGCAUUGAUCCGGGUAACGUAGAAACGGCCAUCUACCGUCACUUCCCUCCGUUGGCGAACCGGGUGCUGUUCUGCCUACAGAAACCGCUCAGAAUUUUGCUCAUAAAAACACCGCGCGAAGGUGCCCAGGGCAUACUGUACGCGGUGCUGUCCGAGAAGAAACCACCGUUCUACGUACGCCGCUUCUGGUCCGGCAAGCAGGGAAGCGAUUUCGACGAAAUUAACCCACUGGCGAGGAAAGAACCGCUGGCCGAUACGCUAUGGAAGCGGAGCCGCAAUCAGUGCAGCCAUCAUCUGCUGGAAAUGAUUCUCUAGUGCUACCACCACCGGUGUACGAGGAUCGCACGAAGGGAUUGCGGAAGGAGCGACUAGCGUUCCGGUUUACCUCCGCCGAAAAACCUUCCGAACUGAGCCGUUGUCUUGUAGCGAUCGGUGCCGUAGAAGGGGUCGGUACGCACGAAGCAACAACCUAUCUUGCCGCAGGAACAACGACCGAACGGUGGAUAACCAUCGGUACAGCCGUUACACCGGUGGACUGUUACGUGGAACGCUUGCUGCAGGAAAUGCUAACAAACGAGGAAAGUAGGUGUACGAUCACCACCAGACAGGGCCACGAUAUCACCUUCACGAUGAAGCUGAUCCGAAUUGAAGGGCAGAAAUAUUACUACGAACUGACGGUCGGCGAAAGUCUCGCACUAGCUAAGCAAUACAAAGAGAAUGGAGUGAAAAUGUUCUCCCAGUAUCCACUGUUUGCUCACACGUACUUUAACCAGGCGGCAAAAUGUCUGCUCUCCUGGUCCCCGAUCGAUCAGCUCGAUCCGGCCAUCGAAGGAGCCGAAACGGUGCAGGAAAUGCAAACACUGCUCGAAACGCUUUACCUGAACAUUGCCGCCUGCCUUAUCAAGCAGAACCGCUUCGAGGAGGUACUGCACGUACUGCGGUACACGGACCAGCAGGAAUCGCCCUCGGCCAAAGCGACGUACCGGAAAGCGUUGGCCCAGUUUAAGAUCAAGCAGUUCAACGAAGCACUUACCACGCUGGAGCGGAUCGAUUAUGGCAGCAGCAAGGAAUGUGUCGCACUGCACCGGCAGAUCGUUCAAACGCGCCAACAGGAGGACACCAAGUACAAUUCGAUGGUAAAGAAAAUGUUUGCGUAGUGAUUUCUCUUUUCUACUUAAGGCAAUAAAAUGAAAUUAACCCGUUAAAACGGA